AUGAUUGAAAAUUAACAAGAUGACCAAAUUAGCCCCAUAGAUUAUGGAAAGUAUCAUGCAGAACCUUAAAAGGAUCAUCAAGAGUUGAAAUACAUGGCUACAAAAAUUAGUGAACCAAGAGGGAGUGUUCAGUAUCCUUAACAUGUAUAAGUGGCUAUUGAGGAUGAUACUAGUUCUUAAAAUGAAUCUCGAUGGUAUGCUAAGAAUGAUACAUACAAAUAACUUAUUGGGAAUGAGAGAACUGGAUUCAUAAAAAAAGUAUUGUAUUUUAAAUAAGAAGGUCUAUUCAAUUAUGAUUAUUUAAUUAUUUCUAACCAUGAUCAUGUGUUUAAUCUCUUAUUUGUCACUUGAUUAUAGGAGGUUCUAAUUAUAGCAUAAUGGAUUUGCUUAUUUGGCUUUAGGAAUAUCAAUAUUUGUAGAAUUACUACUCUUUUGCAUUCCCAAAUUUGCUUGGAGAGUGCCAUACAACUACAUUUUACUUUUUAUUUUUACAUUCUGUGAAGGUUAUUUAAUAUCAAAUCUUUGCAGUUAUGUAUUUGAUAGAUAUAGUGAAAAUGGAGGUAAUUUUAAGUAUUCUAUGUAGGAUUUAUUGUUCUGAUGGCUGCUGGUUUAUCAUUGGCUGCUGUAAUAGGUUUAACAAUAUACGCUUGCAAAACUAAGUCAGAUUUUACUACUAAAGGAGCUCUAUUAUUUAUGUGUAUAACAUCUUUAUUACUUUUUGGAAUUAUGGCUGGUAUUUACUAUUAAAAUGUUAUUAAUCUUCUCUAUUCGUUACUUUGUUGUCUUCUAUUUGGUGCUUACUUAAUAUAUGAUACUUAAUUAAUAUUGGGGGGAAGUGUAAUAUAUUUAUAAACUAUAUGUAUUAGACUCACAAAUUGUCCAUUGAUGAUUAUAUCAUAGGAUCAAUGAUAAUUUAUAUAGAUAUAGUGUAUCUAUUUGCACAUAUCUUAAUGGUAUUAAUUGCAUGUCUUAGAUGA
Messenger RNA from Paramecium pentaurelia, 977 nucleotides. NCBI's taxonomy places the organism in Eukaryota, Ciliophora, Oligohymenophorea, Peniculida, Parameciidae. The record is from the annotation of a GenBank genome assembly.